Messenger RNA from Adelges cooleyi (spruce gall adelgid), 1296 nucleotides. RefSeq lists its product as uncharacterized. The record is from RefSeq and is a predicted model, not a curated record. NCBI's taxonomy places the organism in Eukaryota, Metazoa, Arthropoda, Insecta, Hemiptera, Adelgidae. The transcript is spliced from 11 exons. The coding region runs from base 196 to 804 and encodes 202 amino acids.
GUGUUGCAGAUAAUUAAAUUAAAUUUGAUUUUAGUAGGGGAAUACACUGUAUAAUAUAUUACACCGUUUAUUGCAUUUCUUCGUUAUUCACAAGUCGCACUUACUUGACUCGUAAAAUAACUUGCCGUAACGUUUCGGUGUUAAUAUAAAAUUAUAUAAUUUUUUUCCUAUCAGCUGCAGCGAUUUUUAUUAAGGAUGACAUUCAAAGGAAGUUUUAUCAAAAUUAUAGUUUUGUCGUUUUUCGUUUUGGCAAUAACUACAGUCAUAAACGGAAAACCCGGAGUAACCGAAGAGACGACUACAAUAAUAGGAUGCUCGAAAAAUGUCAACGUGACCCCACCAGCAUUUGUCGAAAUGGAACGUGUCGUUCCAGGAGAGGAAAUGGAAUAUGUGGAAGUAACCGUAGAACUGGAUGAAGGGACAGAAGUAAAUCAAGGGACAGACUUAACAAAACGCACCCUUGUGUUCAACGGUGUGGGAAAUCCAGAAGGUGUAAUUGGAAAUACAGAUAUGGACAUUAUAUGGUAUAGAUUAGAUGAACUGUACGUCAACGGCACAGCAUUUCCAGUAAUUAAUGGAAACAAGGGAAUAACAAUCAAGUACCAUGAAGAAGGAGGAAUCACAGUGAAUGGUCAAAAAAUAGAUGGAUUCGAAACUAUAAAAGGAAGGGGAAAAACUCAUUUGAAAUUGAAAAAAAUGAAAACUGUCGGUAUGUUACGUUACUGUGUCUGGUACCUAUUUAAUUCAUUGAUUGUUAUAAAUGUACUAUUUUCCAACCCGUGGAAAUACUCUAGAAAGUUGUAACAUUCGUGGAAAGUCGUCAGAAAAGAAGCCAGCUGAUGUACAGUUAGCGGGUCCAUAAUUCAUCUACACUCAAUUUAAAAAAUAAUACAUAUUGUACCUAAUUAUGACUAUUUUAUUAACACCUUACAUGUUAAGAGUUAUAAUUAUCUUUUAUGUGUUACACGAAUUAUUUAUGUUUAAAAAAUAUAUUAUAAAUUAAUUGUUUAUAAUCAAGUUUUAACACUUUUUACGUAUAAUACAUUUCCAUUAAAACGUAUUUACAUAGUAUAACAACAUUUUCUUUGAUAUAAUGUUUGAUGGCAUAACAUAAUGUAUUCAUAGUUCAUACAUAAUAUAUUCAUUUAAUUAUGAUUGACUUUUUGAUUCCUAUUAAAGUAAACCGGCCAAAAAUCACACAUUGCUCCCUGACUAAAACAAUUAAAAUCUAUUUGUUCCAGAAAAGUUUCUGUAAGAAUAAAUCUGUAAUAAAAAAUGUGCAUUAUAGUUUAAACU